CGCCGCAGCGCCUGAAGGACCCCGCGGGGCAGCUAGCGCAGUGCCUGGCGGUCAGGCGCCGCGGCGGACGACAGUGGGAGCCCGAGCCCGGACUCCAGCCCCAGACUCGGGGUGAAGCUCUUGUCACGGCACUAGACCAAAGGGACCGACAUGAGCUCCGUCUUGCGGAGCCCUCAGGCUCUCCAGCUCACCCUGGCUCUCAUCAAGCCUGAUGCAGUGGCUCACCCACUGAUUCUAGAGGCUAUUCAUCAACAGAUUCUGAGCAACAAGUUCCUGAUUGUACGAAUGAGGGAACUUCUGUGGAGGAAAGAAGAUUGCCAGAGAUUUUACCAAGAGCAUGAAGGGCGCUUUUUCUAUCAGCGGCUGGUGGAGUUUAUGGCCAGUGGGCCAAUCCGAGCCUAUAUUCUCGCCCGCAAGGAUGCCAUCCAGUUCUGGAGGACGCUGAUGGGGCCCACCAGAGUGUUCCAAGCGCGCUAUGUGGCCCCGGAUUCAAUUCGUGGCAGUUUUGGCCUCACUGACACCCGUAACACCACCCACGGAUCUGGUGAGUCUCCUCCUGACUGUAACCACAGUAAGGGGAGGUGGGUUGAGAACCCAGCUGUGUUUCUGGCCCUCAAAUAUGAUCAGCUCGUGAUCAUUUACCAGUUGGUCUACGACAGAAACAUCUGGUGGACACGCAUGGCAGAGCCGAAUAGAAGGGUUGCCAUGGCAGCAGAAGGGCCCAUCCUGGGAGGAAAUUGGAAGCAGGUGUGGUCAACACAGACCCGCAUUAUCCAGACAAAUGGUUCCUCUGUUGCCUGA
Messenger RNA from Erinaceus europaeus (western European hedgehog), 801 nucleotides. RefSeq names its product NME/NM23 nucleoside diphosphate kinase 6 (gene NME6). Gene Ontology annotation, biological process: CTP biosynthetic process; GTP biosynthetic process; UTP biosynthetic process. NCBI's taxonomy places the organism in Eukaryota, Metazoa, Chordata, Mammalia, Eulipotyphla, Erinaceidae. Gene Ontology annotation, molecular function: nucleoside diphosphate kinase activity. Bases 151 to 801 code for a protein of 216 amino acids. The record is from RefSeq and is a predicted model, not a curated record. The transcript has 6 exons.